This is a messenger RNA of Aspergillus alliaceus, 1347 nucleotides long. RefSeq names its product putative salicylate synthetase. The transcript has a single exon. Bases 1 to 1347 code for a protein of 448 amino acids. The record is from RefSeq and is a predicted model, not a curated record. NCBI's taxonomy places the organism in Eukaryota, Fungi, Ascomycota, Eurotiomycetes, Eurotiales, Aspergillaceae. Gene Ontology annotation, biological process: L-tryptophan biosynthetic process. Gene Ontology annotation, molecular function: oxo-acid-lyase activity; isochorismate synthase activity.
AUGGCCCACGUUCAACGGCAGAGAACCCUCCCGGGAGCUGUAUUGCCUUUGGAGACAGUAGUCGCACUCGCGGCCCACUACUGCAAAGAUAAUUAUUACAUUUUCGAAAGCCAUGAUACCUGGCACCUUGGCCUCGGCACCCAUGCAUCCUUGAUGCUGGAUGCAGCAGGACAAACAGCGACCCGAAUGGACAGAGAUGGCCAAACAGAGUUGACGGCCAUUACCGGCCUGCCCACAGACCAGGUUAGACGGUUCGUAUCCGAAUAUUCUGGCAGUGGUAAAAUAUUCGGGCAGGUUGGAUUCAAUUAUUCCGCACGGUGUUCAGGCCAGGCCUUUGAACCUGGUCAAUGGCCAAUGUUAAGCCUCAUGGUUCCUAGGGUGCAGGUUACCGUCAAACGGAGUCAGAUCACAGUCACAGGACACGCUGAAGAGGAUGUCCGCAAAGCAAGCGAGUAUAUCAUAAGGACACAGGGAGCCGAUCCCGCCGGCAAUAUUGGUCUCCCAUCCGCUCUUAAUGGCGCGAUCAAUGCGAAUGUGAAUGCCGAGGAGUACCAAACCCGCGUAGCCCGCGCGAUCGCGGAUAUCGCGAGGGGCAAAUAUACCAAGGCUAUCCCGUCCAGAAAGGUACCUUUAGAUUUCCGGGUUGAUAUGCUAGCAACCCUCCUUCACGGCCGACGCGCCAACACUCCCGCACGCACGUUCUCGCUCAGCCAGAAUGGCAUUCAAGCGACCGGCUUUAGCCCUGAAGUCCUCCUCUCCAUCAAUGGCGAGGAGGCCUAUACCGAAGCGCUGGCCGGGACUCAACUGUCGAAUUCCCCCCAGGCCAGCCUUGACCCGUUCGACAACAAACUCCAUAAUGAUACCAAGGAGGUCGCGGAACAUGUCAUUGCUAUUAAGGGCUCCAUCCGUCGGUUGAGCCAGCUGUGUCUUUCGGAAUCGAUUGCUAUUAAAGAUUUCAUGAAAGUCAUGCCUCGAGGGAGCGUGCAGCAUCUUUAUUCUCAUGUGUGUGGACGCCUGAGGGCGGGGUGUGACGGCUGGGAUGCCCUGCCUGGUCUGAUAGCCAAUAUUACCGUACCGGGAUUACCGAAAGAAGAGAACCUGGCCGCAAUGAGGUCCUUUGAACCAGAGCCGAGGGACCUUUAUUGCGGGGCGGUGGUUAUGCUAGACGAAAGCUCGAAACUCUUCGAUGCAACGCUGGUUCUUCGCACGGUGUUCCAGGAUGCGAGUCGGCAGUGGUUGCAGGCCGGGGCUGGUGUGACUAUAAACUCAAAUCCAGAACGCGAGUUUGCUGAAACAUGCGAGAAGCUGUGGAGCGUGGCGCCGUUUGUGGUGCCGAAGUGUAAUUAG